This is a messenger RNA of Colletotrichum abscissum, 777 nucleotides long. RefSeq names its product chromosome segregation protein. Lineage: Eukaryota; Fungi; Ascomycota; Sordariomycetes; Glomerellales; Glomerellaceae. The transcript is spliced from 2 exons. Gene Ontology annotation, cellular component: Ndc80 complex. Bases 1 to 777 code for a protein of 258 amino acids. Gene Ontology annotation, biological process: chromosome segregation. The record is from RefSeq and is a predicted model, not a curated record.
AUGUCUUCCGCAUUUCGAGAAUCGUCGCUGUCCGCCAGCAUCAACCGCCAGUCGCUCAUGGCGACCCCGUCCGUCGCUGAGACGCUGCCAAACGCCAACUUUGGCUUCGAAGAACUUCGCGAUCGCAUGACCAAGUUCACCUCGAAGUUUGACGCCUUUAUCGAACAGGGUCGCAAGCGCGUAUUGGAGGAGCGAAACGAAUUCCGCAUGAACGUGGCAGAACUACAAGAGGACCAGCGCAUGAAGAAGAAGGACAUUGAAAUCCUCCAACUCAAGACGAGCACCCACCAACAAACCGUAGCCAAAGAAAAGGCCGAGACGCGCGAGAUGCAGGCAGCGAUCGCGCAGCUCUCGGAAGAGCGCGACAAGCACCUGGCGACGCGGGACGCGCUCAAGAAGCAAAUCGAGGAGACGCAAAAAGAGAUUGACGCCCGGCUGGCGGCGCAGCGGGCGCACGCGAAGCAGCUCGAGGCGCAGUCGCGCUUCAACGUGCCCGAGCUCGAGUUCUGGCAGCAGAACCUGGGUUUGCGGAUCGAGGGCGCGGGCAAGGACGACCGGCUCAAGUUUGUGUACACGUACGUCGACGACCAGGACUGGGAGCGGGAGGCGUGGUUCGAGCUCAACACGGCGAGCCGGGACUACGACGUCAGGCACUGCCGGCCCAAGCUGGAGCGGGAGAGGGUGGAGCGGGUGCUGGACCAGCUUAACGAGACGAGGGAGCUGGCGGUGCUGCUCAAGGGGAUGCGCGAGUUGUUCGUGGAGGCGAUGAAGGCUUGA